AUGGCAGAGUCUAAAGAUAAAAAAUUCUCGGAGAAUAGCUUCUUUGUACGAAGUGCGAGUGAAGUGGUCGAUGGAUUUAUCCCAAAAUUUAUGCCAGUACGUUCAUCAUUCCAUCAAAUUCCAAUGACAUCCCAAAGAGUACUAACCAGAUCUUCGGAAGUGUCUGUAACUCCUGAUUUAGAAUCUGAAAAUCGAAAUUCACCUACACAAUUCGAUGAAACAUUGAUAGAGUACUGCAGGUCGCCCGAGCCAAAUAAAGCCACUCAAAAUUGGAUUAAUUUCGUGCCUGACACACCUGAAAAUGAUUCUAAAAGGAUCAAGUUAAAGUUUGAUAAUUGUGCGUCAUUGGAAAACAUUAAAAAACAUCCAAUUUUUUAUAAUUCCCAGUUGUCACCUGAAAUUAAUUUUUCAGAAGAAUCUGACUCAGUUGAUUAUCUUUCUUCGCCUUGCAGCACCAUUAAUAUACCUGCGCCCAAAGAUUGUUUAACAAAGAAAAACCCCGAUGGUCUUUCUUCAGAAUUAGCGAUUUCCAGUUCUCCAUUUCCUCAAUCAUUGAUCAUCGAAUUUGAUGAAGAUUCGCUCUCAAAAAAACCUUUUUCUUGUCCGCCUGAUCAUAAUGAAAUUGAUCAAUCAUCUUUAUCAGAUAUAUUUACCUUUUCAUCACCGCCGGAACAACCGCAUAUCCAAAAAUUCUCAGAUGCGUUUGACUACUGUGGUCAACAUCAUCGACAAACAAGGGCAAAAAAAUUAACCAAACUUGCUGAAAUGCUGAAACAAUGUAUCAGAUCCUCAUCGUCAGAUUUGGCUAUGUGGAAAUGUGAUAACAACAAGGAUAAUCGUCCGGAAAUCGAGGUCGAGGUAUUUUCGUCGUUCUAUCAAUGGGGAAUCCAUUGUUCUUCAUGCCGUCUGUUAUCUAGUGCUAAGAAUGUUUUAGUCAUGGAUUCACAACAUUUUCGCUUAAAUAAUUCAACAAAUCACCGAUCGGAAACUGCGGAAGAAAAUUCUUCUUCAUGUCUAACAAAUAAAAUUUCAAUUUAUCAGCCGAUAUGUAUGUUAGAAAAAGCAGACGACGAACUCUUAUUAAUCGCUCCUCGUUAUUAUGUAACAAAAAAAUGA
Dracunculus medinensis (Guinea worm) is the source of this 1116-nucleotide messenger RNA. NCBI's taxonomy places the organism in Eukaryota, Metazoa, Nematoda, Chromadorea, Rhabditida, Dracunculidae. The record is from the annotation of a GenBank genome assembly.